AAUUCCAGAUGAUACCCAAGAAAAGUCGAAUGAACAGGGAAAUGCUACUCCAACAAUGCCUGUUAUGGGGGGCUCUGAAGAAAAUCUCACACAGUUCGAUAUUGAAGUUUCACAGUUUAAAAUUUGGGCUAGAUCUGAUUUGGAGCGAAAGGUGAAAGAGCUGCAAGAGGAAAAGAGCAUGCCAGAACCAUCACAGACUGAAAAGGCUGAACUCCAACAAACAGCAGCGACACAAGUUCUGGGUAAUAUUGAAGUGGAAAUUGGUUCUCUUAGAGAUAGACAGGGUGCAUCGCUUGAAGAAAUGUUGCCGAAUAUGCAGUUUAUGCCUUUGGUUUGUGAGCUGCCGAGUCUCAAAGAACUGCAUACCGUGCCGAUGGAGAAACUGAUUGACCUGGCCAUCCAUGGGAAGGGUAUUUAUACCGAUGAGUACUCAAAAUAUCUACAAGCUGAAAUUAUGGGAGAUCCUUAUCCAUCCUUAGGAAUUCUUAGUCUGGAGUACCCGUCGACUGGUAGUUUACCAAGCUUGGAAAAAAUGGAAUCUUCUCAAAUCUUCGACAAAUUUUAUGCUAAAGAUCUGGAUCCUCCAUCACAAGUUUCAAGACCAACUUUUGACUUGGGUUUAGGACCAAGUGAUCAAAAUGGAGAAGAGGUGCAGCAGCCUGCAAUUGAUCUAGCCUCUGCAAUUGUUUUAGCUGCAGCUGAAAAAGCUCGUUUGAAAGCUGAUCUUCAGCAACCUGAACAAGAAGGAAUAAGGAAACCUUGGGAUCCCAUUCCAUUCAAUGAAGUAGAAAGGAAGAAGAAAAUGAAGAAUGACAGAAAGCAACAGCCUACUAAAAAAUUAGAGAGUCUUAAGUAUCCAGUUUUAGAUGCUGAAAAGGCAGAGGAAGCUCGACUGAAGAAGAAUAUGAGCGCCGAAAAAGCUAAAGCAUAUGCUGAGACUCUCCAACUUCUUUCUGAGCUACAGAAGGAUAACGAACCUGGAGUUAGUCAAACAUCAGAGGAAGAUGACGUAACACUUGCCAAGAGACUCGAAGAUAGGCUGGCUACAAAGAGUAAUGAAGUCAAACCAAUAGCGAAGUCGACCACGUCAGUCAUGGACAAGGAGAAGAAAAAGCCGACUAUCUCAGCCAAGGAGAAGAAACUUACUCCAAAAAUCACAUACACCCCUCAGAAGCCAGUAACUCGGAGCCACCCGCAGAAAAGAGUUGAUCCUGAGUUUGCUAGUGGCAAAGGACUGUCGGGACAUAAAAGGCGAAAAACAAAGUCCAGAACUGAAAACCCAGUUGGAAAAGAUUGCCCAACAGAGAAAGUUCAGAAAAAGGAUAGCGAGAAUGUGAGAAAGAGAAAAGCUAAAGGUGAUCCAAAUCUGCAAGAACUUACUAAAAAAGUGAAGAAUGCACGCAAGUUGUUGAGCCUAAGGAAAUCUCCGUUCUAUAAGGAUUUGAGUUCACAACAAAGAGCGCUUCUCUCUCCUUUUUUUGACAAAGCUACCUCAAUCAACAGUGCUUGGAAAGCUCCUGCUGUGAUUGGUCAUCACAUAUUAUCUGCAGAGACCUUUGAAGAUCUGCUACAUAACAGGGCUUUAGAGGGAGAUCUUAUAAAUUACUGGCAAUACCAACUGAAAAAAGCAUAUCAUAAUGAGCAACCAGUGAAUGGACAGAGAAAGUACAUUCCAGUACUCCACAUUGAUCCAACAGGCUGGUUUUAUUUAAGUGACCCAGUACAUCAAGUAGCAGCAAACACUGCUGUAUUCUUACCCAUCAGGAAUAUGGAGGAAGGAACCAGGAAGAUUAUUAUUCCAAUGUCACACCAAAACGUGCAUUGGACGCUUCUUGUGUAUGAAUGCGAGAAAGGCGAAUUCUUCCACUACAACACUUGGGAAGCUGUAUCCAAAAAUGAGUGUCUCGAUAAUGCUAAUCUUAUGGCAGAAUACUGCUUGUUAGCAAUUAAUGAACGCUUGUCGAGCCUGCGCCUUCCACUUGUAAGCAGAGUAAAGAUGAUUAGUUACCCAACACCUCAACAGGGAGACUAUCCAGAUUGUGCAAUAUAUAUCAUGCACAUCAUGAAGAAAGUUGCAAAGGAGGAAGUAAUUGAUGGAGUGCGAAUGAGCUUGGGAGACCCAGAAGAACUAAAGGACAAAAUACAUAAGAAGAGGAUCUCUUUAGCAUGCAAAAUACUCUCAGCAACAUCUCCUCCUGAGGAGAGCUGGAAUAUUCAUGCUCCAAAAGGUUUUUAAGACAGUGCUUAUAUGAAUU
Messenger RNA from Papaver somniferum (opium poppy), 2255 nucleotides. RefSeq lists its product as uncharacterized. The coding region runs from base 56 to 2236 and encodes 726 amino acids. Gene Ontology annotation, biological process: proteolysis. The record is from RefSeq and is a predicted model, not a curated record. Lineage: Eukaryota; Viridiplantae; Streptophyta; Magnoliopsida; Ranunculales; Papaveraceae. Gene Ontology annotation, molecular function: cysteine-type peptidase activity. The transcript has 9 exons.